Molecule: messenger RNA, 2779 nt
Organism: Myotis davidii
Lineage: Eukaryota; Metazoa; Chordata; Mammalia; Chiroptera; Vespertilionidae
Gene: PLXNB1
Product: plexin B1
Exons: 20
Biological process (GO): regulation of GTPase activity; regulation of cell shape; regulation of cell migration
Cellular component (GO): semaphorin receptor complex
Molecular function (GO): semaphorin receptor activity; protein binding
Source: RefSeq, a predicted model, not a curated record
CUGGUCCAGGCCGCGGCCGUGGCCGCGUCCAGGGGGGAGGCCCGGGGGCCGGUGCUCUUCGUGGCCUUCUCCUCGGCCGCACCCCCCGCCGUGGGCCGGCCCCCGAUGGCCGCUGCCGGGGCAUCCAUUGAGUACGAUGUCAACUCGGACUGUGCACAGCUGCCCGUGGACACGCUGGAUGCCUAUCCCUGUGGCUCAGACCACACGCCCAGCCCCAUGGCCAGUCGUGUCCCCCUGGAAGCCACGCCUGUUCUGGAGUGGCCAGGGGUUCAGCUAACAGCUGUGGCAGUGACCAUGGAGGAUGGACACACUAUUGCUUUCCUGGGUGACAGUCAAGGGCAACUGCACAGGGUGUACCUGGGCACAGGAAGUGAUGGGCACCCGUACUCCACACAGAGCAUCCAGCCGGGGUCUGCGGUGAGCAGAGAUCUCACCUUUGAUGGGGCCUUCGAGCACCUGUAUGUCAUGACCCAGAGCACCCUCCUCAGGGUUCCCGUGGCCGCCUGUGCUCAGCACCUGGACUGUGCCUCCUGUCUGGCUCACAGGGACCCGUACUGUGGGUGGUGUGUGCUCCUGGGCAGGUGCAGCCGCCGCUCCGAGUGCUCGAGGGGCCAGGGCCCAGCGCGAUGGCUGUGGAGCUUCGGGCCGGAGCCGGGCUGUCUGCAGGUGGCAGCCAUGAGUCCUGCCAACAUCAGCCGAGAGGAGAGGAGGGAGGUUUUCCUGACGGUGCCUGACCUGCCGCCCCUGUGGCCAGGGGAGCCAUAUUCCUGCCACUUUGGGGAAUACCAGAGCCCGGCCCUGCCGACCGUGUCUGGUGUGAGGUGCCUCUCCCCAGACCCGAGCGGGGCCCCCGUGCUGCCGAGAGGAGCCGACCACGUGUCCGUGAGCGUGGAGCUCCGGCUGGGCGCGGUCGUGAUCGCCAAGGCCCCCCUCUCCUUCUAUGACUGCGUGGCCGGCCCCGGGGACAGUGAGUGUGUGAUGGAGCUGGAGGGCCGAGAGGUGGCCGUGGCGGCCGAGGUGGAGUGCGAGCUGCCUCCGGACACGCGGUGCCACGUCACGUGCCAGCAGCACCAGCUCAGCUACGAGGCUCUGCAGCCAGAGCUCCGGGUCGGGCUGUUUCUGCGCCGAGCCGGGAACCUGCGCUUCUCCCUGGGCCCCGUGCAGUACGACGGCGAGAGCCCCGCGGCUUUCCCCCUGGCGGCCCAGGUGGGCCUGGGGGUAGGCACCUCUCUCCUGGCUCUGGGGGUCAGCAUCAUCGUCCUCAUGUACAGGAGGAAGAGCAAGCAGGCCCUGAGGGACUACAAGAAGGUGCAGAUCCAGCUGGAGAACCUGGAGAGCAGCGUACGGGACCGCUGCAAGAAGGAUCUGACCGCCCCCCCGACCCCCCCUCCCUCUCCCCGCCAGUUCAUCCACACCCUGGAGAGCCAGCGCACCUUCUCCGCGCGGGACCGCGCCUACGUGGCGUCCCUGCUGACCGUGGCGCUGCACGGGAAGCUCGAGUACUUCACGGACAUCCUCCGCACGCUGCUCAGUGACCUGGUGGCCCAGUACGUGGCCAAGAACCCCAAGCUGAUGCUGCGCAGGACAGAGACGGUGGUGGAAAAGCUGCUCACCAACUGGAUGUCCAUCUGCCUCUACACCUUCGUGAGGGACACGGUGGGGGAACCUCUGUACAUGCUCUUCCGGGGGAUCAAGCAUCAAGUGGACAAGGGGCCAGUGGACAGCGUGACUGGCAAAGCCAAGUACACCCUGAACGACAACCGCCUUCUCCGAGAGGACGUGGAGUACCAGCCGCUGACCUUGAACGCGCUGCUGGCGGUGGGGCCUGGGGCGGGAGAGGCCCAGGGCGUGCCUGUGAAGGUGCUGGACUGCGACACCAUCUCCCAGGCCAAGGAGAAGGUGCUGGACCAGCUCUGCAAAGGCCUGCCGCUCGCCCAGAGGCCGGACUCCCGCACCCUGGAUGUCGAGUGGCGGUCCGGGGUGGCCGGGCACCUCAUCCUUUCUGACGAGGAUGUGACUUCCGAGGUCCAGGGUCUGUGGAGGCGCCUGAACACCCUGCAGCAUUACAAGGUCCCGGACGGAGCGACCGUGGCCCUGGUCCCCUGCCUCACCAAGCACGCCCUUCGGGAAAACCAGGACUAUGUCCCUGGAGAGAGUGAGUCCCCCCCCCGCCCCCGCCCUCUGCGCUUGCUCUGCCCGGCCGUGGUGCCCGGCAGUGGUGCCCGGCAGUGGGGAAAGGACUUGGACCUCAGUGGGCCUGUGUCUGCCUCCAUUCCACCCAGAGGAGCCUCCCCAGGUGCCCCCCACCCCUGGAGUUGGCAGGACCCCGGCUCAGGGGAGGGCCCUGACGGGCUUGCGGGGGGGGCUUGUGCUCCAGCAGCUGCUGUCCCCACCAUCUCCCGCAGGUACUAUGCUGACAUCCGACAGACCGUCCCCGCCAGCGACCAGGAGAUGAACUCCCUGCUGGCCGAGCUGUCCCGGAACUACUCUGGAGACCUUGGGGCACGCGUGGCCUUGCACGAGCUCUACAAGUAUAUCAACAAAUACUAUGACCAGAUCAUCACGGCCCUGGAGGAGGACAGCACUGCCCAGAAGAUGCAGCUGGGCUACCGCCUGCAGCAGGUCGCGGCCGCCGUGGAGAACAAGGUCACGGACCUGUAGGGCCGCGGGCCUCCUGCGAUCUCCCGGGCGGCCCUGGGCCUCGAGGGGGAGCCGCCUGCGUAGAUGCCUUAGCGCCUGACCAGCAGUUAGUGGAGGAGGCGCCCCGUCUCCUGGGCCU